AUGGUCGGUUGGGCGGUGUGUUGUCAUCGGCGGAGCGACGGUCGGAGGCGGCGGCGUAGGCCCCGGCGGGGCGUUUGGUUUCGGUUUGGCCCUGUCUGCAAUUAGUGUUGACUGUCGAAAUGGGAGUCCCCAAGUUUUACCGAUGGAUUUCGGAGCGGUACCCCUGCCUCAGCGAAGUGGUGAAAGAGCAUCAGAUUCCUGAAUUUGAUAACUUGUACCUGGAUAUGAAUGGAAUUAUUCAUCAGUGCUCCCAUCCUAAUGAUGAUGAUGUUCACUUCAGAAUUUCAGAUGAUAAAAUCUUUACUGACAUUUUUCACUACUUGGAAGUGUUGUUUCGCAUUAUUAAACCUAGGAAAGUGUUCUUCAUGGCUGUUGAUGGUGUGGCUCCUCGAGCAAAAAUGAACCAGCAGCGUGGGAGGCGUUUUAGGUCAGCCAAGGAGGCAGAAGACAAAAUAAAAAAGGCAAUAGAAAAGGGAGAAACUCUUCCUACAGAGGCCAGGUUUGAUUCCAACUGUAUUACACCAGGGACAGAAUUCAUGGCUAGGUUACAUGAACAUCUGAAAUAUUUUGUAAAUAUGAAAAUUUCCACAGACAAGUCAUGGCAAGGAGUUACCAUCUACUUCUCAGGCCAUGAGACACCCGGAGAAGGAGAGCAUAAAAUCAUGGAAUUUAUCAGAUCCGAGAAAGCAAAACCAGAUCAUGAUCCAAACACCAGACACUGUCUUUAUGGUUUAGAUGCUGACUUGAUCAUGCUUGGAUUAACAAGUCACGAGGCACAUUUUUCUCUUUUAAGAGAAGAAGUUCGAUUUGGUGGCAAAAAAACACAAAGGGUGUGUGCACCAGAAGAAACCACAUUUCACCUUUUACACUUGUCUUUAAUGAGAGAAUAUAUUGACUAUGAGUUUUCAGUGUUAAAAGCAAAGAUCACAUUUAAAUAUGAUAUUGAAAGAAUUAUAGAUGAUUGGAUUUUGAUGGGAUUUCUGGUUGGCAAUGAUUUUAUCCCUCAUCUACCUCAUUUACAUAUUAAUCAUGAUGCACUGCCUCUUCUUUAUGGAACAUAUAUUACCAUCCUUCCAGAACUUGGGGGUUAUAUUAAUGAAAGUGGACAUCUCAACUUACCUCGAUUUGAGAAAUACCUUGUGAAACUAUCAGAUUUUGAUCGGGAGCACUUCAGUGAAGUUUUUGUGGACCUAAAGUGGUUUGAAAGCAAAGUUGGUAACAAGUACCUCAACGAAGCAGCAGGUGUUGCAGCAGAAGAAGCCAAGAACUAUAAGGAAAAGAAAAAACCAAAGGGCCAGGAAAAUUCUGUAUGUUGGGCUGCUUUAGACAAAAAUGAAAGUGCAGUGGUAGCUUCUAAGGAUAACUUAGAAGAUGAGACUGAAGAUGAUGAUCUAUUUGAAACUGAGUUUAGACAAUAUAAAAGAACAUAUUACAUGACAAAGAUGGGGGUUGAUGUAGUCUCUGAUGAUUUUCUGGCUGAUCAAGCUGCAUGUUAUGUUCAGGCAAUACAGUGGAUUUUGCACUAUUACUAUCACGGUGUUCAGUCCUGGAGCUGGUAUUAUCCUUAUCAUUAUGCACCUUUCCUGUCAGACAUCCGCAACAUCAGUACACUCCAAAUCCAUUUUGAACUAGGAAAACCUUUUAAACCAUUUGAACAGCUUCUUGCUGUACUUCCAGCGGCUAGCAAAAAUUUACUUCCUACAUGCUAUCAGCAUUUGAUGACCAGUGAAGACUCUCCAAUUAUAGAAUAUUAUCCACCUGAUUUUAAAACUGAUCUAAAUGGAAAACAACAGGAAUGGGAAGCUGUGGUAUUAAUACCUUUUAUUGAUGAGAAGCGAUUGUUGGAAGCCAUGGAGACAUGUAACCACUCCCUCAAAAAGGAAGAGAGGAAAAGAAACCAACAUAGUGAGUGUCUAAUGUGCUGGUAUGAUAGAGACACAGAGUUUACCUACCCUUCUCCAUGGCCAGAAAAGUUCCCUGCCAUAGAACGAUGUUGUACAAGGUACAAAAUAAUAUCAUUAGAUGCUUGGCGUGUGGACAUAAACAAGAACAAAAUAACCAGAGUUGACCAGAAGGCAUUAUAUUUCUGCGGAUUCCCAACUCUGAAACACAUCAAACAUAAAUUUUUUUUGAAAAAAAGUGGUGUUCAAGUAUUCCAGCAAAGCAGUCGUGGAGAAAACAUGAUGUUGGAAAUCUUAGUGAAUAUAGAAUCAGAUGAACUUAGUGUAGAAAAUAUAGCUUCAUCGGUGCUUGGAAAGUCUGUUUUUGUUAAUUGGCCUCACCUUGAAGAAGCUAGAGUUGUGGCUGUAUCAGACGGCGAAACUAAGUUUUACUUAGAAGAACCUCCAGGAACACAGAAGCUUUAUUUGGGAAGGACUGUGCCACCAUCUAAAGUAAUCCAUCUUGGAGACAAAGAACAAUCUAACUGGACAAAAGAAGUACAAGGAAUUUCAGAACAUUACCUGAGAAGAAAAGGAAUAAUAAUAAAUGAAACAUCUGCAGUUGUGUAUGCUCAGUUACUCACAGGCCGUAAAUAUCAAAUAAGUCAAAAUGGUGAAGUUCGUCUAGAAAAACAGUGGUCAAAACAAGUUCUUCCUUUUGUUUAUCAAACUAUUGUCAAGGACAUCCGAGCUUUUGAUUCUCGUUUCUCCAAUAUCAAAACACUGGAUGAUUUGUUUCCUCCUAGAAGUGUGGUAUUUAUGCUGGGAACUCCAUAUUAUGGCUGCACUGGAGAAGUUCAAGAUUCAGGUGAUGUUAUUACAGAAGGUAGGAUUCGUGUGGUUUUCAGCAUUCCCUGUGAGCCCAACCUUGAUGCUCUAAUACAGAACCAGCAUAAAUAUUCUAUAAAGUACAACCCAGGAUAUGUGUUGGCCAGUCGCCUUGGAGUGAGUGGAUACCUUGUUUCAAGGUUUACAGGAAGUAUUUUUAUUGGAAGAGGAUCUAGGAGAAAUCCUCAUGGAGACCAUAAAGCAAAUGUGGGUUUAAAUCUCAAAUUCAACAAAAAAAAUGAAGAGGUACCUGGAUAUACUAAGAAAGUUGGAAGUGAAUGGAUGUACUCAUCUGCAGCAGAACAACUUCUUGCUGAGUACUUAGAGAGAGCACCAGAACUAUUUAGUUAUAUAGCCAAAAAUAGCCAAGAGGAUGUGUUCUAUGAAGAUGACAUUUGGCCUGGAGAAAAUGAGAAUGGUGCAGAGAAAGUUCAAGAAAUUAUUACUUGGCUAAAAGGACAUCCUGUCAGUACUUUGUCUCGUUCUUCUUGUGAUUUACAAAUUCUGGAUGCAGCUAUUGUUGAGAAAAUCGAGGAAGAAGUUGAAAAGUGCAAGCAAAGAAAGAAUAAUAAGAAAGUACGAGUGACAGUGAAGCCACAUUUGCUAUACAGACCUUUAGAACAGCAACAUGGAGUCAUUCCUGAUCGGGAUGCAGAAUUUCGUCUCUUUGACCGUGUUGUAAACGUGAGAGAGAAUUUUUCGGUUCCAGUUGGCCUUCGGGGCACCAUCAUAGGAAUCAAAGGAGCUAAUAGAGAAGCUGAUGUACUAUUUGAAGUAUUAUUUGAUGAAGAAUUUCCUGGAGGCUUAACAAUAAGGUGCUCACCUGGUAGAGGUUAUCGACUACCAACAAGUGCCUUGGUGAACCUUUCUCAUGGGAGUCGCUCUGAAACAGGAAAUCAGAAGUUGACAGCCAUUGUGAAACCACAGCCAGCUGUGAAUCACUAUAGCCCAAAUUUAUCAGUUUCUGCCUCACAUUUAGGAGGCCUCAACCAUUCUCCUCAGUCACUUUUUGUUCCUACUCAAGCACCUAUUAAAGAUGAUGAUGAAUUUUGCAACAUUUGGCAAUCCUUACAGGAAUCUGGAAAAAUUCAGCAGUUCCAGCCAACUAUACAAGAGAAGGGUGCAGUUCUACCUCAAGAAAUAAGUCAAGUAACUCAACAGCAUAAAUCUGGCUUUAAUGACAACAGUAUUAAAUACCAACAAAGGAAACAUGACCCUCACAGAAAAUUUAAAGAAGAGUGUAAGAGUCCUAAAACUGAGUGUAGGUCACAAAAAACAUCCAAUAAACAGCUUAACUCUGGAAUUGAGAACUUUUUGGCGUCAUUGAAUAUCUCCAAAGAAAACGAAGCACAGUCAUCCCAUCAUGGAGAACCUUCAAAUGAAGAGCAUUUGUCACCACAAUCAUUUGCUAUGAAAGGAACACGAAUGCUGAAAGAAAUUCUAAAAAUUGAUGGUUCUGACACAAUGGACCGUAAGAAUGAAAUGAAAAAGUUUGGUAAUGAAGCCACUGUUUCCUCUAAUAAAAGAGAUGAAUAUAGACUGUCCUCACAACCUAAACAAAAUAAGAAAUUAGCAUCUUAUAUGAACAAGCCUCACAGUGCUAAUGAGUACCAUAAUGUUCCAUCUGUGGACAAUGUGUGUUGGCCUGUUCCUGGCCAGAUCCCUCCUGUGCCCACUCCAGUAACUGAACUUUCUCGAAUUUGCUCCCUUAUUGGAAUGCCACAACCAGAUUUCUCCUUUCUGAGAACACCUCAGACAAUGACAGUUUGCCAAGUAAAAUUAUCUAAUGGCUUACUGGUACACGGGCCACAGUGCCACUCUGAAAAUGAAGCCAAGGAGAAAGCUGCACUUUUUGCUUUACAACAGUUGGGCUCUUUAGGAGUGAAUUUUUCUUUGCCUCCACCAAUAUUUCCAAAUUAUCCUCCCGCUGUACCAGCUGGAACCAUACCUCCAGUCUUUCCCCAACCUACUGCUAAUAUGAUGCCUUCACCUCAUCUCUUUGGCUCAAUGCCAUGGGGACCACCAGUGCCAGUUCCUGGGAAGCCCUUCCAUCAUACAUCACAUUCUGGGACCAUACCCAUGGCUGGAGGAAUGCCAGGUGGAGUGCACAAUCAGUUCAUACCUCUGCAGGUUACCAAAAAAAGGGUUGCAAACAAAAAGAACUUUGAGAAUAAGGAGGCCCAGAGUUCUUCUCAAGCCACCCCACUUCAGACUAGCAAGCCCAGCUCUUCUGAUGACACCAGAGUGAUUCCACAGGAAAGCUCAUCAGGCCCUUUAAAGUCCUCUCAGCUUGCUCAACCUGCAUCUUCUUUUCAAGUUGAAACUGCCUCCCAAGGCCACAAUACGUCUCACCAGAAGUCAACACCAAGCUCUUCUUCUAGAAGAAAAUCAAGAAAACUGGCUGUCAAUUUUGGAAUUUCUAAACCUUCUGAAUAAAUUUGGUACUUGGGAAUUAAAAUAAUUUCUUUUAUUUCCAUCACCUUUUUAUAAAUCCAUAUCUCAUAAAUGUACUAUUUUAAAAUAAUAUGUUUGAAUAUUUUUAAUUUUUAAGUCGUCAGGCACUUUUCAUGCUAUUUAAAAGACUAUAUAUCAAAUUGUGCACUUUAAAUAUGUGCAGUUUGUUGUACGUCAAUUAUACCUCAAUAAAGUUGUAAAAAGAAAAAAUACUAAAUUAAACCUUUUGUUAAAAUGAAUUUCAGUGGGCUAAGCGUUAAAAUGUACCACUC
Marmota flaviventris (yellow-bellied marmot) is the source of this 5494-nucleotide messenger RNA. It is a transcript of the gene Xrn1, whose product is annotated as 5'-3' exoribonuclease 1. Gene Ontology annotation, molecular function: 5'-3' RNA exonuclease activity; RNA binding. Gene Ontology annotation, biological process: nuclear-transcribed mRNA catabolic process; rRNA catabolic process. Gene Ontology annotation, cellular component: nucleus. NCBI's taxonomy places the organism in Eukaryota, Metazoa, Chordata, Mammalia, Rodentia, Sciuridae. The record is from RefSeq and is a predicted model, not a curated record.